AUGCCCCCAAGAACCAAAGGCCUAAAGCGCAAGCGCGCCGCGCCCCCAACCGCGACACCUCCCAACGACGCGUCAGAUCCCCUCCAACCCUCUCCUCACCAGCCUGACACCGAUGAAGACGAAAUCUCCGGCAACCCUCCAGUCGACGAAUUAAACGAAGACGCGGCCGAAGAGCGCCCUAGGAAACGCGGUCUUCCGGCCAAAGUGGUAGCUUCUACGUUUAGCCCCGCGCAGAAGCCGAAGAGGAAGCGCGGACGACCGUCGAAGGAUGCGCGCGAAGCGGAGGGUACCGGCGAUGAUCAUGACGAGCUGGAAGGGGACCCGGCCCCUGAGAAGAAGAGGAGGAGGGGGGGACGACCUUCUCUGGGCGAAGUACCUAUUGAAGAGGCGCAGAACAAGACCAUAGAGGAGGCCUCGGAAGCCUCUCGAGGCAAGAAAGAGAAGAAGAAACAGGGUCGGCCAUCAUUGUCUAAGCAGGUGGAGGAGGAAACCCAGACCGAAGCGCCGAGGACGCAAGAACCUAAGAAGAGGGGAAGGCCGUCGUUGUCGAGGCGGACGGAGGAGGGAACACCAGCGGAAGCCUCGAGAGCGCAAGAGCCCAGACGGAGAGGGAGGCCAUCCUUGCCAAAACGGACGGAAGGUGAGGACGAGAAUGAGUAUGAGGAACCUCAAUUGGAUCAGCCGCAGAAGCGGGGAAGACCAUCCCGAUCGAAGCAAGCGCAGGACGAAGUGCGUCCUGCCAAGGAGCCCAGGAAGCGAGGACGACCGUCUCUAUCGAAAGAAGCUCCCGCGGACGACAUCCCCCCCGCGGAUGAACCCAAGAAGCGUGGUCGGCCCCGCCGAUCCGACGUUAACGAGGCCACCCCAACACAACAGCCCCCCGACACUGCGGCCCCAACCGACAACGAGCCCCCCAAACGUCGCGGCCGGAAAUCCACUACCUCAGCACAGCAACAACAAGAAGCAGAUACCCAACCAUCCCCAGUCUCACCCUCACCCGAGCGCAAAGCCCCCCGCCCCAAACGCAAACCCUACCUCUACAUCGCGCCCAAACAGCGCGAAAUCCCCGUGUCGGUAAUCUCCUCCAAAUGGUCGCCCCUCAACCCCUCCUCCGUCGAACUCGCCCGCCAAACCCUCCAGCUCGCCGAACGUCCCGUCCUGCAGACCUACGCUCCGGGGCCGCGCCGCGACGCCGCGACGGCAGCUAUCCGCAUUGCGACGAAGCGCGUCGUGAACAGUAUCUCGCUAGGCUUACCUUUUCCGCCGGCCUCUAGAUACUCGGUCCAACUCGCGACUCGGAAAAAGAAAUCUUACAACGGCAAAAACAAAAACAAGCGGAAAUCUGCUGCUGCCGAUGACGGCGACGGCCCGGAUGGCAGAGAGGUAGAACUCGACCUAGAAGCUGUAAUCUCCGAAACCGAGGCCCUCGAGAAAAGGUUAGAGCCCCUCCUCCACUCGAUAGAGAUCCUCAGAGCCGAGGAGAAGAGGAUGGAUGCCGUCAUCGAGAGGGACACGGCUGAGCUGUCUACGCUUUCGCAGAACUCGAGGAGGGAGUUGAAUCUAUGGAGGGAGAGCUUGAGGAAGUCGGCGCAUCCUUUGCUCCCGGAGCGGUGGGAUCCCGAUGCGGAUGGGAGGGAGAAGUUGGUUUUAGCUAGGGAUGGGGAGGGGCCGUUGGGCGAGUGGGUGUUUGCGAACUUUCCCGAUAGCGAAGUCACGGCGCUCGCAGCGCAGCUCAACAACCACCUCUCUUCCAUCCGGGAAAACAUCCGCUCGGUCGAUAAGCUCGACGGCUCUAUCGACGAGUCGUGGGGCGCUCUGCGGCGUGCGUUGGCGGGGUUGUUGCCUCCAGAGAGGUACGAGGCUGUGUUACAUGGGGAUGGAAGAGAGAAGUGA
Molecule: messenger RNA, 1893 nt
Organism: Scedosporium apiospermum
Lineage: Eukaryota; Fungi; Ascomycota; Sordariomycetes; Microascales; Microascaceae
Exons: 3
Coding region: 1-1893 (630 amino acids)
Molecular function (GO): DNA binding
Source: RefSeq, a predicted model, not a curated record